CAAUGCAACUCUUCCUUGUUACAAUGGAAUAGAGUCUUGAACUGGCGGGUCCAAAAUCAAACCAGCCAGGUCCCGUUUGCCACCAACGUUUUCCCAAAUACAUCACUCCUCCUUACCCGCCUACUGGGUGGCGCUCUCCUUCUCACUCCUCCUUUCCUAUGCAGAGCGCAGAUCCACCUCACCAUUCAGCUCCCUCUCUCCAUUCGUUUGAUCCAAAACCGGUAACGACAAUUCUUCAUAAUCCACACUGCUUAUCAGAAUUUCAGAUCUGCUCACAUUCUUGAAUUAGAUCACAUACAAAAAAAAUGGAUUUAAGGCCUUCCCCAUCAUCGGGAAGGUACGAAAGUAGUAGCAGUACCAAAAAACCAUAUUUAUCCAAAUCAGUAUCCGAUGCCAAUAGCCACAACCAAAGUUUAGCAUCCAUUCUUAACAAUCCACACGCCGGUAAAUCAGAUGGAUGGUGGUGGCCCACUUCCUCAUCCCUUCCCGUCGUUCCUGAAUUCGCACCACUAAACCCACUUCCUAAACCCGGAUCUGAUUUAACCCGAACCGAUUUCACCCCUUACAUUGCCUCCUUUUCCGACCCUUUUACCCGUUUUCACGAUAUCCAAACCCACACUAAAUCCACCCUCCUCCUGGACGAUCAAAAUGGCGAAAAUGCUCUCGUAGCGUGCCUUCGCGAAGUGCCCUCUUUGUACUUCAAGGAAGAUUUCCAGUUAGAGGAUGGCGCCACGUUUAAAUCCGUGACGGCCGAGAAUUUGGUUGUGCAAGAGAAGUUGUCGCAGUAUUUGGAUGUAGUGGAAUUGCACUUGGUCAGGGAGAUUUCGUUGCGUUCGAGCUCAUUUUUUGAGGCGCAGGGGCAACUGGAGGAUCUGAAUUCAAAGAUCGUUGAAGGGUGUAAGAGAAUCAGGGAAUUGAAAGAGACAAUAAGGCUGCUGGAUACUAAUUUGGUGGGGCCUGCUAGAAAGUUGCAGGAGUUGAAUUUAAAGAGGAGUGAUUUGGUUGCUCUUCAGAACAAGCUCAACCUCAUUAUAUACGUUAAUCAAGCUUUAUCAACUCUCAAUUUGCUUGUUGCAUCUGCAGAUUGUGCUGGAGCUUUAGAUGUCACAGAUGAUUUGCAACAUUUAUUGGAUGGAGAUGAACUGGCUGGUCUACAUUGCUUUCGACACCUUCGUGAUGAAUUGGCCACUUCAAUUGAUUCUAUCAACAGCAUUCUUUCAGCAGAAUUUAUGCGUAUAACUAUACAAGAAGCUGGCAACAUGGAUGCGGCAAUUACAUCAAAAUUUAAAGCGCGGGCAACCAUUGCCAUUAAUGGAGAAGGCCAUGAAGCUAAAUUGGAUGAAGAAGAAACCUCAAAUUUCCGAGACCGGCUUCUUCCAUUUGUUAUUGGAUUACUAAGAACUGCAAAGCUCCCUGCUGUGUUGAGAAUAUACCGUGACACUCUUACAGCUGAUAUGAAAACUGCCAUUAAGACAUCAGUUGAAGAGCUGCUUCGUGUUCUGUGUGCCCAACCUUUGGAUUCAGAUUUUGUUGCAGGCGAGCGAGUGGUUGAUACAGAUGGUGGAAGCUCGUCUCUUGCCAGUAGAUUAAGAAGCCUGCCACCAGAAAGUUUUGUUCAACUUUUGAAGGCUAUUUUCAUGAUAGUGCAGGCCCACUUAGCCCAGGCUUCUGAAGUUAAGAAAACAAUUGAGUGGAUUAUCUGCCAUCUUGAUGAUCAUUAUGCUGCUGACUCAGUUGCUGCUGCAAUUGCACUUGGGGCAGCAGCUGCAGAAACUGCUAGUGAAGCUGAUGGUCAGAUCACCACCUUUUCACAGUUUUCUCCCUCAAGCAACUUUUCCAGGGGUUUUUCAAUCCACGAGAAGGGCAAUGAUGUGACAACUAUGUCACAUUUAUCGAGAAAUUUCAGAGCUGAUAUACUGAGAGAGAAUACAGAAGCUGUAUUUGCAGCUUGUGACGCUGCUCAUGGAAGAUGGGCCAAGAUCCUUGGAGUACGUGCUCCUAUCCACCCUAAGUUGAGGUUGCAGGAGUUCCUAAACAUAUAUAACAUCACUCAGGAAUUUAUUACUGCCACUGAGAAGAUUGGUGGAAGGUUGGGGUAUAGUAUCCGUGGAACCAUACAAUCACAGGCCAAGGCAUUUGUUGAUUUUCAACAUGAUUCUCGAAUGGCAAAGUUGAAGGCUAUACUUGACCAGGAAAACUGGGCUGAGAUUGAUGUCCCCGAUGAGUUUCAGACCAUCGUCACAUCACUGUUCUGUCCCAAGUCUGGGACCACUGGACAUGGUGAUGACGAUUCUGCUGUCACUGCAACAAGCCAGACUGAAGUGGUCCAAAGCAGCAGUGAUCCUUCCAUGGUGGAUGCUGGAGUUCCAAAUAUGUCUCAUAAUACGGAGCAGAGUGAUUCUACUUCAACACACCUAGAUAGUACAGCACAGAGUAAUGACACGAACUCAAGAGACCGCGGAAGAUCUAAUCCUAGAAUGCUUUCCUUUGGGGGUGUUUCAUAUCACAUGGUAAACUGUGGCUUGAUUUUGGUGAAGAUGUUGUCAGAAUAUAUUGACAUGAAUAAUAGUUUAACCGGCCUAUCAUCAGAAGUCAUUCACCGUGUUGUUGAUAUCUUGAAGUUUUUCAAUACGAGAACUUGUCAACUUGUCCUUGGAGCUGGAGCCAUGCAGGUUUCAGGUUUGAAGUCUAUUACUUCUAAGCACUUGGCUUUGACAAGCCAAGUCAUCAGUUUCACAUACACUAUAAUUCCUGAAAUCAAGAGGAUACUGUUUCUGAAAGUGCCUGAGACACACAAGGGAUUGCUAAUGCUGGAGGUUGAUCGAGUAGCACAG
Nicotiana tabacum (common tobacco) is the source of this 2834-nucleotide messenger RNA. The record is from RefSeq and is a predicted model, not a curated record. NCBI's taxonomy places the organism in Eukaryota, Viridiplantae, Streptophyta, Magnoliopsida, Solanales, Solanaceae.